Triticum turgidum subsp. durum (durum wheat) is the source of this 333-nucleotide messenger RNA. NCBI's taxonomy places the organism in Eukaryota, Viridiplantae, Streptophyta, Magnoliopsida, Poales, Poaceae. The record is from the annotation of a GenBank genome assembly.
AUGUACUGCUCGGAUGCUUCAGUCAGCGCUCGAGGGAACUCGGGACUAGAGCUAGAGGGAGCUGAGAGGAAGAAGGGGAAAAUGGGCUCCAGUAGGGUUGGUACAGUUUCCCUUGUUCUUCUACUGCUCAUCGUCGUUUCGGUUUGCGCCGCAGGAGGCAGGGGGCUGGCCGAAGAAAAGAUUCAGAAGGAACAUCACAACGCUGUGCACAAGGAGGGAACGACAGCUCCAGGCAGCCAUCCAAGGAACCUCAUGGUGAAGACGAACGACUACGGCCGCUACGACCCGACUCCAGCGUUCUCCAGGCCUCGCUUCAAGCCUAUACCUCACUGA